Mytilus californianus (California mussel) is the source of this 1751-nucleotide messenger RNA. RefSeq names its product isthmin-like. Lineage: Eukaryota; Metazoa; Mollusca; Bivalvia; Mytilida; Mytilidae. The transcript has 6 exons. The coding region runs from base 101 to 1483 and encodes 460 amino acids. The record is from RefSeq and is a predicted model, not a curated record.
AAAUAAAGAUGCACUGGUUUUGAAAAAUACUACGAAGAUAGAUUAAAACACGUGGGUGAAAAAAAAUAUCCGGUCACUAAUUAGCAGUUAAUCUGUUCUUAUGAAUAGUGACGUGUGUAUGCCACCUACAACGCAAGAACGUCCAGAUGUACAAGAUAAUCGGAAAACACCGAAACAAAUCUGUUUAUGUGUUGUAGAGAAGUUGAAUAUGAUGUUCCUAGUUUUCUUUAUAUGUUAUUUAUCUUGGAGUAUUCCCGCUAAUUAUGGACUAUUUACCUCAGGGUCAUCUUAUGCUAACGUCUCUUUGGACUAUGACAGUAAACAGACAGAAGAUGUAAAUUCUACCGAAAGAAAGAAUAGCGGGAAUUUGUUAUUUAAUUUGACUGGUUUUUCAUCAAAAUAUAAUAAUGACGAAGACAAUUUUAUGUUAGAUCAGAUUCGAUUAACAAAACAAAGGAAAAGACAUAAAGGAAAAAGGAAGAAAAAUAAAAAACGUAAGAAAAAGAAGAAGACUAAAAAUAAUUCUAUAGGAAACAUUAACAAUGGCGGUCGUAGACGCAGAAAAAAUAAGAAAUGUAAAAAGUGUGGAAAAGGGAAGAAACUUCAAAGGACAAAAUUUCGACAGCAUAUGUUCAAAUUGGAGCCAACUACUAUAAGACAUAUCAUAGAACGAGUUGCUGAAGAAGCCCUUCAAAAAGGAGCUGGUUCCAUGGAUUUUGGUUUAAACUAUAAUCCAUUUGAGUCAUCAAAAAUUUCAGUUGACCAGUGGUCCGCUUGGGGAGAGUGUAGUGUGACUUGUAACAGUGGACAAAAAAGUCGAUCCAGGGGAUGUGGAAUGUCAUGUAGAGAGACCGAGACGAUGGUCUGCUUUAUGCCAUCAUGUAAAAGAGAUAGGAAGCCUAAAGGCGAUACUGCUUCCAGAGAAUUUAACAGAUACUUUCCAUCAUCAGGAUCAGUGGAGUAUAUUAAUGAAGAUGUGGAUACUUGUGAAGAAUGGAUAGAUUGUAACAAUCAGACAAUAAAAACAUACCUCAAUAAGUCAUAUCUACCUUCCUGUCCGUGUUACUAUCCUUUACAUCUAGAUUAUAACAAAAAAGUAUGGGAUAGACAAAAACAAAAACAUUUCCAGUGGCACAAUAUCAUUAUAUCAGAGGAAGGUCUGAAUGCUUAUAAACCAAAUGCUCAAUACUGCAUCCGGUCUAAAUUGUAUCGGGGAACCGAGACAUUAGCAGCUCAAUUCUGUUGUUAUGAUGACACCAUGCGAUUGAUUACACGAGGAAAAAGUGCUGGAACUCCUAAUCUGAUAUCACCGGAGAUUUCACAGGAACUUCAUCAUAAGCUGGACAUCAGUCCAUGGAUAAUCUGCAAGGGAGACUGGACUAGGUAUAAUGAGGUCAUCCAGCCAAAUAAUGGUUUAAACUGCAGAGACAAUCCAAAUGAGGAGGACCUAAAAAUUCAGAUUUUCCAGGCACAGAACUUCUAGCUCCUAAAAACAUUAUGAAAGGAUAACUUGGUGGACCUUUUUCUGUUGUCUUUAUGCUUGGAAAUACUGUGAAUGACAAUUAAAAGAAACGUUUAUACAUACACCAUACUAUGAUUUGUCAACAUCAUGUCUUGGUUUUGUUUAGGUGAAAGUACAUGUCAGUCCGCAUUAUGAACUGGUAUAUGUCCUGUUAUCAUGAUAUAUACGGGUAGACCAUCUGUUGGUCGGUUUUUGUUAUGAUGCAGGAAUAAAACAGGGAGAUAAUUAG